AUGUUAGCUAUAGCAGAUAUUGGAGUUGUUAUUUGUAUUGGUUGGAUUUCAUUGUUUCCAGCAUACGGUUUACCAUUUGCUUCAUCUGGAACUAUAUAUUAUUUUACAUUGACAAGAUCAACUAUCAGUUGUAAAUUGUCAAUAUUUUUUCAAACAUUUUUUUGUACAUUACGUGGUAAUAUAUUUAUUGUCUUAGCAGUAGAUCGUUUUGUUUUAAUACAUAAACCAUUAAUUUAUAAUAAACUUUCAAAAUAUUUUAAUUGUUACAUUUUAUUCAUUGUAAUUUUAAUUACAUUAGCUAUGACAUUACCAUUCGGUAUAUUGAUUGAAUUAAACACAGUCCGUAAAUUGUCGGCAUGUUGGUUUGUCCGUGGGAAACCUUAUAUCCCUAUUCAUCAAACUUUAUUUUCAAAUACAUGUCCAAUACAAUUAUCACUUGUAACAUUGUUUGAUUCAUUCUUUGUUUUGAAAGUUAUUCAAUGGAAACGUAAACUACAACAAGUUAGUAGUACAUCAUCAUCAUCAUCGGCAUCAGAAGUGAAUAUUUCAUUUAUUAUUACUAUGCUUAUAGUACAAAUUGUAGCAUUUCUAUUCUCAUUACCUAGUAGUAUAACAUAUCUUAUUGCAUUAGUAAUCAAUUUUGAAAAUGCUAGUUCAGAAUAUGUACGUUUAUUAAUAUUAAUUAUUAAUAUGGCAUGGAAUAUGAUAUUUCUCCAGUCUUCAUUAAAUAUUUUCAUUUAUUAUUAUCGUAUUCGAAAAUUUCGUCAAAUAUUACAACAUUAUUUACAAUGUCAUUGUGAUUUAAAAUCAAUUAGUCAAACUAAUUCAAUUAUUACGACUGGAUAUAAUUGA
This is a messenger RNA of Schistosoma turkestanicum, 852 nucleotides long. Lineage: Eukaryota; Metazoa; Platyhelminthes; Trematoda; Strigeidida; Schistosomatidae. The record is from the annotation of a GenBank genome assembly.